Spodoptera exigua (beet armyworm) is the source of this 3991-nucleotide messenger RNA. NCBI's taxonomy places the organism in Eukaryota, Metazoa, Arthropoda, Insecta, Lepidoptera, Noctuidae. The record is from the annotation of a GenBank genome assembly.
CUCAAAUUAACUGUCAAAAAUAAUUGACACUCUCAAAUUUCGUUUCAUUUGAUCGUUUUUAAUUAAAUAAUUCGUUUUCUUGAUUCAUAAAGUGAUUUUGUCAAGAAUGAAAUUAAUUAUUUGAGCUUAUCAAUCCAUUAUUAUCAAAUUCGCAAAAUAAUCUGAGCGCUAAAUCCUUUGGGUCUUUCAUAACAGUUAUUUUGUAAAUAUUUUGAUGCUUGUUGUGAUUUAGAUUAAAUCAAAUGAUUUGAUUAAAAUUCAAUGAUCUUUUGUGUAUAAGGAAAAUAUUAUAGUAAAAUGGACCUAUCUUCAAAUAAUCUCUCUGGAUUACUUCAAAAAUUAUGUGCGGGGUUGUCACUCGAUCCAGAUGGUGCAUAUGAACUGGCUGUCUCAUAUUUAUCGUCAACUGGUGAAAAAACUCGAACAGUUCAAGAUGAAAGAUUGUUAUGCCAGAAGAUUCAAACUAGACUUACUAGUGUAUCAUCCAGGGAUGCAGAUAAAUUUAAUGAAUAUUAUUCAAAACUGAAAAGUUCUUUUAUUCUGAAGCAGCGUGUGUCGGUGUUGUCCUUACUGCUAGCUCUCUCAGAGACACCUCAGCAUUCAGAAUCCACUCAACAAUUAUUCCCAAUACCACAUCUAGCUGUUACUAAAUCAUCAUCAGGAAUUUGUGGAUCUUCAUCAAGUACUAGUAAAAGUACUAUUGGGUCUGUGAGUUGGGGUAGUCAUGCUCCCAAACAAGGUUCUAAUCAAAGUUUCCCAUCAAAUAACAGCAACAUGGCAGUUGUGUUGCAAUCGAAUGAUCGAUCGAACGAGCGCACAUGUGUGCGAGAGGCAGUAUUGGCCGCUACCGGCGUACGGUCACGCGGCGUGAGCGUAGCGCCGCGACCGCAGCAAGCUUUACAUGCGCGUAUAGCACAUCUUGGCUUCCUACACGACCGACUCAAGGAGUUCAUCGACCCUUCGUCUGGACUAAUGCCACAAGGUUUAAUGGGUGAAGGACUUGUGGCAUCAAUCAGAGAUGAACUAACUGAAUAUUAUCGUAGUGUGGCCCUACUACAAUCUCAGGCGUGUGAAGGAGAUGGUGGUGGUGGCACGCUGCGCCGAGUUUGUGUUUGGGCUCAGGAGCCUCUGCACAGACUCACCUGGCUCGCCAAUAUCGCGCAUGCAGCGCAUCACAAGAAAGGCGGCGAGCUGGCGUCGUGCGUGCACCGGUUCGUGCGGCACGGGGACGAGCGCGUGGCCAUGCUGGCGCGCCGACUGCUCACUGCGCUCACCUACCCAUUGCUACUCAUGCUCACACGCUGGCUCAUACAUGGUGAGAUUGACGACCGAUUCAACGAGUUCUUCAUUGAAAGCAGAAGUGGAGUGCCCAUUGAUAGGAUGUGGCAUGACAAGUACAGAGUGAGGGAAUGGAUGGUGCCUUCGUUCAUGUCCCGUGAGCAGGCUGCGCAGAUCCUGGCGACGGGUAAGAGCGUGGUGUUUAUGCGGGAGGCGUGCCAGGACGAGCCCGCGGGACCUAGCGACCACGCGCAACAUCUGCAGGCUUUGUUGAAACCUCACACAACGGCGUCAGGGCGCGCGGAGUGCGGCGCGUGGUGGGAGGCGGGCGGGCUGCGCGAGGGCGUGGCGGGCGCGCACGGCGCGGCGUCGGCGCGCCUGCUGGCCGCGCUCACCGAGCACCACCACCUGCUCGACCAUCUCGCCGCGCACCGCCGGUACCUGCUGCUGGCGCAGGGCGACUUCGUGCACCAUCUCAUGACUCUGCUGCAGGACGAGCUGAACAAGCCCGCGACGUCUCUGUACGUGCACAACCUGACGUGCACGCUGGAGGCGGCCGUGCGCGCCACCAACGCGCAGUUCGAGCCGCCACACGUACUCGCGCGACUGCACGUCAACCUCUACCCUAACUGUGACGGUCGCGACGAUUGUGGUUGGGACGUAUUCGCGCUGCAGUACCGCGUGGACGGCCCGCUGGGCACGCUGUUCCCGGCCACGUGCGCCGCGCGGUACCGGGCGCUGUUCACGCAGCUGUGGCGGGUCAAGCGCAUCGAGUACGGCCUGCACGACGCCUGGCGUGAACACGCCAUCCUGCAGAAGAGACUGAAGCAUAUGCCAGAGGUGUGGAGCGUGAUGCGGCGCGUGUCGUGCCUGCGGCUGGAGGCGCUGCGGCUGAUGGGCGCGCUGCAGGAGGCCGGAGGCGUGGGCGCCGAGCCCGCCUGGCGCGCCCUGCUCGCCGCCGCCGCCGCGCGCGCAGACCUCGACGCGCUGCUGGCGCUGCACCACCACGCGCUCGACCGCCACUCCAUACACGCCAUGAUACACCACACCACGCAGGAGCUGCAGUCGUACUUAGGUAACGUUUUGAACGAGACCCUGGCGCUGCGCAGCUUUGAGGCGACCCUUCACGCUGGUAUUAAUGCAGAACUCGAGCGACGAGAGAGGAUCGAGCAGAUGAAGGCGGACAGAGUGAUGCGCGGUGAAUACGCUUUCACGGCGGCAGACGAGGCUCAGGACAAAGAGAAGAGGAAAAUCUUCCACCAGUUCCUGGCCAGCCGUAGGGCGGACCUGAAUGUUUGGGCGCGCACGUACAGGGGCCACGUGACCACGCUGAUACUGAAGCUGGCGCUGCACUCGGAGGUAUCGCUGCAGACGCUAGCGUUCCGCCUCGACUACAGCGACUUCUAUAAGCGAGGCGAUGCCAAGCUGCAUGAGCCGCUCACCUAUCAACACAAACGUCUCUCCGAGAUCGGACUCAAUUUAGCUAAGAACAAACUCAUCGACCGAACAAAGAAGAAAUGACAUGUGGAUAAAUCGGAAUGUUUCGCGCCCAAAGCGUUCUGCUCGCCGUGUCUUGGCUUUGCGUGCGUCUGGACGCCCAUGCCGUGAAAACUAUUCAAGGGGCUUGUUCCACGUGAUAUCUUGCAAGUCACUUAAUUCAUAACAAUUUUAUACUGUAAUUGAGUACUGUGUCCUAAAUUUAACUUUAAGUAAAACUUGACACUUUUAUUGUUGUGCACUGAAGAAUAUCGAGGCAGUCGUUCUGUGGAAGAGUAUCUCCGUAUAUUAGAGUGAAGGCGAUUUUACUGAUUAUGACAGUCAUUUAAACAACCAUUGCUUAAAAGCAAUGGCAUUGUUUUAAAAGAAUAUCGCCUAAUAUUCGUUGGGCAGGGAUGUGUAGAGCGAAAUCUUUUUUCCAAGACUACCCAAAGUGCAAAGUUUUAAUUCGAUUUUUAUUCUUGGUACAUUCACCUAGUUUUUGCCAGUUUGAAAUGAAAACACCCGGCAGAAUUCCAAACAGAAAAUAUCGAAAGUACGUUUUUUGACGGAAAAAUCGAAUCGAAAACUCCUUGCUCCACAAUCGCUCUUAUAACAACACCAAUAAAACUCGCUUUUCAUAAAUGUAACUUCCAUAGCUCGGAGCCUGUCUGACGAACGCGUUUUCGUCUCGAAUCUCUGAUUUGUUUGUCAAAUAUCAAGCGUUUAUUCGUCGUAGCUAGUAACUCGUCGACUGCCUCAUAAAACUUCCCUUCAUUGUAAACCUAUUUUAAACUAACGCUCUCUAUAAGUCAGUUGGUGCCAUUAAUGCCACAUUAUACAUUUUUUAUUACAUUACAUUUUCUUUUAUUUAUUUCAUCAAUUCCAAUUUUGUUUUCAGUUCAGUACGAAAAGUUGCGUUUUUGUGUAAUGACUCAAUUUAAAAUAAGAAUUACAUGGGUGUGAAAUAACCAAAUGUCAAUUGAUCUUGUACAAAUUGUAAAUGAAAUAUGAUAAGCGCCAACUAAUAUCUUCUUGUUUUCUUUAAAGCUAAGGCCCCACGGCGGUUUUAUCCCACGUCUAACCGCAAAAUAAUGUGACGGAAAAGUGGUUCAAACUCUUUGACAUCAUGACGUCAAUGGAUGGUUGUCAAACGUUGCCUAGAGAUUGUAAAUUUCAUCGUGAAUUGUCAACACGAGUUGGUGUAAUCGGUAAGGCGUGUGGAUUACACCACAGA